Messenger RNA from Epinephelus moara (kelp grouper), 3601 nucleotides. Its product is annotated as bromodomain-containing protein 4-like. The coding region runs from base 164 to 1591 and encodes 475 amino acids. NCBI's taxonomy places the organism in Eukaryota, Metazoa, Chordata, Actinopteri, Perciformes, Serranidae. The record is from RefSeq and is a predicted model, not a curated record. The transcript has 2 exons.
ACCUAAGCAGUCAAAACAACUAGAAGAAAAGAAAAGAAGAAGACAGAGGAGGACUCAACUAAACAAACAAGAAGACUAAGUGAAAACUACUGGACACUGACAAGAGCCUGCAGACGCUGACACUGACCCUCCCCUACUGGAGCACUCAGAGGCUCUGAACAUCAUGAGGGAACAGUUCUCCCAGAUGGAGACAGAGCUGGUACAGCUCAGGGAGCAGCUGGACCAACAGCAGCCUAACUCUCCCUCCUUCCAGGAUACCCUGACCAUCUUCAGGAGAGAACUGGAGGACAUACUCAAUGCUCGGUUGAGAGAGUUUCAGCAGGACAGAACCAGUCAUAGCAGACAGCUGGACUACCUCAGUGAGGAGGUGAAGCAGCUGAGAAGUGACAGAGACAGCUGUAAGGCAGAGAUAGCAGCACUGAGAGAGGAGCUGCUGGAGAGGGACAGAACUCUGCUCAGUCUACAGGAGAGCCUGAAAACACAAUGCUCUCUACCUACAGUCACCCCUCAGAGCCAGACCAUCCCCACCCAAACCAGCCCUGCACCUGCUCAGCCUCCACACAGCCCUACCCCUGGGAGCUCACCCCACCUCACUCAACCAGCUCCAGCCUCCAGCCACAGCCAUGCGCCCACCCCAGCACCAGUGGAUUCUCCACACUCCACUGAGACUGCACAGACACACAGAGGCAGAAGGGCUGAAAUUAUCCUGCUCAUGGACUCCAACGGAAGGUUUCUAGAUGAACAGACACUUUUCCCGAGACAUAAAGUCGAGAAGAUCUGGUGCCCUAACACCCAGAGAGCCCUGGAGCUCUUGACCGUGGCUGAGCUAGGAUCACCCAGCCAUAUUAUCAUCCACACAGGCACCAACGACCUAAGGUCCCAACAGGAGAGAGUGGCAGACUCACUCAGGAGAAUGAUUGAAAAAGCCUCCACCACCUUCCCAACCAGCAAAAUCAUCAUCUCCACCCUCCUGCCAAGAAGAGACUUCCACCCCCACACCAUACACAGGGUGAACGCCAGCGUCUCCAGGGACUGUGCCCUGAAACCCAAUGUGUUCCUGGCUCACCACCCGAUACUAGGUCCGGACUACCUGUAUGACCAUGUACACCUGUACAGAGAAGCAGUCCCCAUCCUGGCCAAGACCCUGAAGGACGUCGCCUUCAGCAGGAACCUCACCACCACCCAGAGGAACAGUCCGCCAGCACAGACCCCACCCAGACCUCCUACACCUCCCAGACCUUCUAGACCUUCUAGACCUCCCAGACCUGCCAUAGCCCCUAGACACCACCGGCCCAGACUACCAGCAAGGAUACCCAGGACACUCCAGCCCCCGCAGGAUCACCAGCAUCACCAACACACCCCACAACCAAGUCAACACAGGCCCCCACAAACCAGCCAGAGCACCCCCCAGCCUAGACCCCCUGCCCCCCCCCUACAUCCAGCAGUACAGCCAGCUCUACAGGCACCCCAGCCUACUGGACGGAACUAUGCUGAGGUUGUGAGAGGAGCGGCACCCCCACCCCCCACUGGUGACCUCAGGGAGAUACAAUACAUGUUACACCUGCUCUGCUCUAACCUCAUAGCUACAUAAUAGAAGAGCAGAGACAGAAUCUUAAAGAAUAAGAAUCUUAUCGUAAAAUGUUUAAGAUAAAAUCAUAUAUACAUACAUACAUCACACAUUCUAAACUAUCCACCCAAAUCCCUAAUUUAGUUUAAUUUAACUUAGUUGUUUAUUUCUUGUUUUUAUUAUCGUUAUUGUUUUUUCAGUGUUUGUCUUAUUUUUAAAACAGAACACAUUUAAAGAUGAAAUCUUUUCAAAUAACAUGUUGGAACAUUCAAGGCCUUAGAUCAUCUGCUUUUGGAUUAAAAAGCCGAAAUCCAGAUUUUAUUAGAGAAGUAAAAGACUCUGAUAUCACCGUCUUACAAGAGACAUGGUACAGAGAAGACAGUUCCACUGGUUGUCCUUGCGGUUACAUUGAGAUUAUUAUCCCAUCAAUUAAACUCCAAACAGUAACCCAGGGUAGGGACUCAGGAGGCAUGAUUAUUUGGUAUAGAUCAGAACUAACCCAUUCAAUUCAAAUUAUCAAAAAAGCAGAAUCCUAUAUUUGGCUGAAAAUUAACAAAGAAGUAAUAAGUGCAGACCAACAUGUCUACCUAUGUGCUAUUUACAUACCCCCCUCAGAUUCCCCCUACUACAAUGAAGAUGUUUUUUCCACUCUAGAGGGGGAAAUAAACCAAUUUAAAACUUUAGGAAACGUGCUAGUCUGCGGAGACCUGAACGCUAGAACUGGAGAGAAAGCUGACACUGUAAACAUCCAGGGAGAUCAGCACUUAGGCCUACCUGGAGAAACCUGCUUUCCUCUCCCCGAACUCCCCCCAAGACACAAUUUUGAUAAAAUUACAAACACAAAUGGUACCCAGCUUUUACAGCUCUGCCGCACGCUGGGUCUGUAUAUAGUCAAUGGUAGGUUACGAGGAGAUUCUCUGGGCCGUUACACUUUUAGUUCAGCUCUUGGCAGUAGUACGGUAGACUAUGCCAUAACAGAUCUGGACCCAAUGUCUCUCAGAGCUUUCACAGUCAACCCACUCACACCCCUCUCGGACCACAGCAAGAUCACGGUCUAUCUGAAGAGGGCACACAGUAACUAUGAGGCCUCUAAACCCAGUGAACUGUACAACACCACACAUUCAUACAGAUGGAAAUCAGACAGCAUGGAGAGCUACCAAAAGGCAUUUGAAAAUGCCAAAAUCCAAUAUUCAAUCGAUUUAUUUCUUUCUGAAAUAUUUCCCCACAAUAAUGAUGGUGUAAACACUGCUGUGGGCAAAAUUAACGCAAUUUUUGAUAAAUUGGCAAAGUUAUCAAACUUGAAAACCUCUAAUCAAAAACCAAAACAAAUACACAAUAACAAAUGGUUUGACAAUGAUUGCAAAAAUAUAAGGAAAACUUUAAGAAAGUUAUCAAACGAAAAACAUAGAGACCCAAAUAACCAAAACAUACGCCUUCAUUACUACGACACCUUGAAACAAUACAAACGCACACUGAGAGCAAAGAAAGACCAACACACCAGAACCCAGCUCUCUGAAAUAGAAGAAUCUUUAGAGUCAAACCAGUUCUGGCAGAAGUGGAACACUCUAAACAAAACACAACAAGAUCAAUUGGCAAUACAAAAUGGCAGCAUUUGGAUGAAUUAUUUUACUGAAUUAUACAGCAAUAUUACAAAGAACAGUGACCAAAACAAAACACACGCCAAGUGGAAAACUUUAGAAUUAGUAAUCAAAGACAACCAAAACCCUCUAGAUGCUUCAAUAACAGAGCAGGAACUGACGGAAAGCAUCCAAUCCCUGAAAGCUAAAAAGGCCUGUGGAGUCGACAGCAUCUUAAAUGAAAUGAUCAAAUAUUCUGACCAUAAAUUAAAAUUGGCUAUACUCAAACUUUUUAAUAUAAUUCUAGCAGUUGGCACUUUUCCUGACAUAUGGAAUAAAGGUUUAAUAACACCCCUUUAUAAAAAUGGAGAUAAAUAUGACCCUAAUAAUUACCGUGGGAUCUGUGUAAAUAGUAACCUGGGAAAAACCUUUUGCAACAUUAUGAAUAAAAGACUCA